Molecule: messenger RNA, 1869 nt
Organism: Schistosoma spindalis
Lineage: Eukaryota; Metazoa; Platyhelminthes; Trematoda; Strigeidida; Schistosomatidae
Source: the annotation of a GenBank genome assembly
AUGUGUGCCUGCCCCCAGCGCAAUCACACGGUUUCGAAAUUCAUAUUGGGUGUUGAUUUCGGAAGCACUCAUGCAUGCGCCAGGGUCUACACUAUGGAUCUUAAGGUCAUUGGAUGUAGCAGCACUAAAGUACCUCGGCUUGAAGGGUCUGAUGGUGCUUGCGAAUUGGAUCCAGAAGCUGUAUGGGAAUCCUUUUGCAAGCUGUUAGAUGAAGUAUUACAAGAUGCAGAAAUUAACCCUGAUCGGAUCAAUUGUAUUGGCAUUUCGGUUCAGCGAAAUAGCCUAUUGUUGUGGGAUAAGAAGACAUCAAAUCCUCGAACUCGUGUUAUCACAUGGCAAGAUACACGUUCUUUGGAUCUCGCCAAAAAGUUAAAUCACUCUUUUAUCUUUCGUAGUAUGAAAACUGCUGGCCAUAUGUUAUAUUGGAUAACACAUCAAUCAAGGUUUAAAGCGUUGGCGUCGUACCACUUCAAGACAGUAUUAGCAUGUAUACGUCUCAAAUAUUUAUUGAACGAAAAACCAAAGCUUAUUGAUGAGUGUCGUAAGGGGUUACUUUGCUAUGGUUGUUUAGAGACAUGGUUGCUAUGGCGGCUUACAGGUGGUAAAACAUUUGCUACGGAUGUUAGUUGUGCAAGUGUUACUGGCAUGUAUGAUUCCUUUUCUCGUAAAUGGAGCCGUCCGAUUUUGGCUGGUUUAGGAAUACCUGCCAAUAUUCUUCCUGGUGUAUAUCCUUCCAGUUAUUAUUAUGGUACUGUUCAAAAUGGUCCACUUGGGUAUUCAUCAAAUCCUUCUUUGUCUAUUCCGAUCACUGGUAUCAUUGGUGAUGCUCAAGCUGCCACCUUAACAGAAAAUUGUUUAUCUCCUUGUCAAGCUAAACUUACAUUAGGCACUGGGAUAUUUUUAAAUUUAAUUUCUGGUUCUGAAGCUCUAGCCGUAAUGAAUGGCUUUUAUCCUGUUAUUGGAUGGGCAUCUGGUCAGGCAUAUUUUGAUCGUAUUCCGACUUUUGACAUGGGUUCUACUAGCAGUUCUUCGGAAUCUCCAUCUGUACCAUCUACAUCUAGAUCUGUUCAUCUAGAUAAUCUUACUUAUUUAGUUGAAGGUUUCUAUCCACAUGCUGGUACACUUAUUGAUUGGUUGCAGUCAGAAAAUAUUUUCUGUACAUAUUCUGAGUUGGAAGAAAUGCUUUAUAGUGGUGAUCAACUUGGUUUGGAUGAAAAAGCUACUCGUGAAAAUAUCUUCUAUAUCCCAUUACUAAGGAAUACACUUAAAAAUCAUCAAAACAUGUUAAUAGACGGACCAUUAAAAUUAAACAAAACUUCAUUUUACGGACCAGAUGGAUUUGUAAUCGGAUUGGAUUAUUCAAAGUCUUCUGACAAACUACUUGUUGCACGUAUUUUUAUUGAGUCGAUUGCAUUUUGUACAAAAUUCAUGAUAGAAAAUUGUCGUAGACAAACACGCAUUUCUCCUUCUAUUCUCUAUGUUAAUGGAAAUGUGGCACGUUCAAAUUGGUUACUACAGCGUAUGUCCAAUACAAUCGGAAUCCCAGUGGAACGCAGAGGUCUUGAAGAAUGUAGUUGUAUAGGGGCAGCAAUUGUUGCUGGUGUCGGUGCAGGUUUAUGGCCAAGUUUCUCCGCAGCAACUGAAGCUAUACACAAACGACUUCAAUCAGAAGCAAAUAGUCUUCCGUCUGCUGAUAUUAAUAAUACUGAUCUUAAUAAUAAUAAUAAAUUAAAUUCACAUACACUAUACAGGCGGUUUAUGCCUGAAUCUUCAGAAAUAUGCAUAUCUAUAAAAAAACGUUAUCACAUUUGGUCGCAUAUACGUGCUUCAUAUUUGCGAAAAAAAUUGAUUAGUUUAAAACUUGUAUAA